Messenger RNA from Eufriesea mexicana, 2658 nucleotides. RefSeq names its product Fanconi anemia group J protein homolog. Gene Ontology annotation, biological process: double-strand break repair involved in meiotic recombination; nucleotide-excision repair. The transcript is spliced from 14 exons. The record is from RefSeq and is a predicted model, not a curated record. Gene Ontology annotation, molecular function: DNA helicase activity; hydrolase activity, acting on acid anhydrides, in phosphorus-containing anhydrides; DNA binding. Lineage: Eukaryota; Metazoa; Arthropoda; Insecta; Hymenoptera; Apidae. Gene Ontology annotation, cellular component: nucleus. Bases 1 to 2658 code for a protein of 885 amino acids.
AUGCAGAAUAAAGUGUAUGAUGAAGAGACUCUGAAUCAAUUUCAAAAAUCUACAGACAGUAUACAAUCAGACGAAGAAGUUGCAGAGUCCUCACAUGACAUAAAUUCAAAACCUAAGGUGUCAAUGUUUAAUUGGUAUCAAAGGAAGUUAAACUUAAGUAAAAAUGAGACGAAAAAGCGCAGUAAUUCUACUUUUCCUGAUGAGUACGAUCAACAGUCAACAUCCAUUCAACAAGGAUAUGAAAAUAAAAAGUAUAGAAACAAUCAUGCUAGUAUACCGCCAAGUAAAAGUAAGCCAAAUGAUAUCAUGGAAGAAGCUGCACCUGAAGUUGGAAUACAGCACGAGCAGAUGAUAUCCGGGAUCAAAGUGAAACUUCCAGUGAAGCCUUAUUCUUGCCAGAUUGCCGUAAUGAGCAAGCUCAUACAAGGUUGUACAAAAAUGGAAAACUGCCUCUUAGAAAGCCCAACAGGUACUGGAAAAACACUGGCUCUCCUGUGUGGCGUCCUAGCAUGGCACGACCAUCACGUCGCUGAAGUGAGGAAGCAGAUCGAAUCGGGGUGUCGCAAUGAUGGACCGACAACGCGGACUGAAGAGAGUGGGGACCAUCCUGGUUGCUCGGGCAUGAAAUGCGCGGACAAGCUGGAUGAUUGUUCGGAGUAUGGCAAGUUUGAGGACAAGAUGGAGGAGAAAAAAUCGGAUAAAGUGAAGAUCUCGAAGAUAUAUUACGGCACACGAACGCACAAGCAAAUCGAGCAGGUUGUGAGGGAGUUGCAGAAGACUUGCUAUAAGAACAAAAAGAUGACCAUUUUGAGCAGCAGAGAGCACACUUGCAUCCAGGAUUCCAAUAAGAAUAAGACCGAGCUUUGCAACGAGCUGCUGGACCCUACCAAGGCCAAUGGCUGUCCAUAUAACAACGAGCUGAACAAAAGGAACUCCUCGUUUUAUUUCACGGUAAACAAAUUGGGCCCAGUAUGGGAUAUCGAAGACCUGGUGGCCAUUGGAAGGGAGAACAAAUGGUGUCCAUACUUUGGUGCCAGGAAUCUAAUGGAAUUCGCGGACAUCAUAUUCUGCCCUUAUAAUUACAUCAUCGAUCCUGAUAUUCGUGCAUGUAUGCAACUCGAUCUGAAGGACCAGGUGAUCAUUCUGGAUGAAGCUCAUAAUAUCGAGGACAUUUGCAGAGACGUUGCGAGUGUUAGUUUUCGGGAGGAUCACCUCUCAGGUGCUGCAAAUGAGUGUGAAAGCAUCACGAAACAGAGAUUGGAGGAUUUUGCGACUUAUAGUACCCUUAAAUCGUACAUUUUCAAACUAGUGGAAUUUCUAAAAAGCAUACCGUUAAAUAAAGUAGAUUAUAACAGUGACAAUCUUUCGAGUCCGUACUGGACCGGUGUAGAACUGUUAGAAUUAUUUAACAUGCAUGAGCUUGGGGAAUCCACGUAUUCGACAUUCCUGGUGGCUUGCAAAGCGGCACUAGCGGACGUAGAGAAAGAGAGAGAGGAUAAUAGAAUGCUCGUGCAGAAAAAUACGAAACCGAUCAUCUCAGCCGGCACCAAAAUCAUAAUCGAGCAUUUAAUGUUCGCUAUCCGAAUGAUCACCUCCAAGGGACAUGUAAACGAUUAUAGAGCGUGUGUAACUGAAAGUACAGUGAAGGAUUUCAAAAUGGCUACUGACAACACGUGGUUAUCUGCAAAGAAAUUUGAACAACGUGUACGAACCUUAAAACUGUUGUGCAUGAAUCCUGGCGUGAUCUUUUCACCACUUGCUCAGAAUGCCCGCUGUAUAAUCCUUGCGUCUGGCACUUUGACCCCGACCGCAUCAUUUCAAAGUGAAUUGGGCACGUCGUUCGUACACGUGCUGAACACAGGGCACGUGAUACCCAAGGAGCAAGUUUACGCGACCUGUGUGCCAAAAGGUCCAAACGGAAUUAAUCUGAGGGCGAAUUAUCAAGCUGUAAACAGUUGGACCUUCCAGGAUGAACUAGGCCAGGUAUUACUAGAUGUCUGUGAGUCGGUACCCCAUGGAAUCCUUUGUUUCUUCUCCUCCUAUAAUGUCAUGCACACGCAAAUAGGGAGGUGGAAGAAUAAUUCCAUCUGGAACAAGAUCACCAAUGUCAAACAAGUAUUCACAGAACCCCGUUAUAGCAAUGAUCUUACAGCUAUCAUGAAUGAAUAUCGCGAAGUGAUAGAGAAUACUUCAGAUGGACCAAGAGAAGGAAUCACUGGAGCUCUAUUUCUGGCAGUUUUCAGGGGAAAGGUUGCAGAAGGAAUUGAUUUUAAAGACAACGAAGCUCGUUGCGUAGUCACCGUUGGAAUACCAUAUGGAGUAAGAAAAGAUCCUGUAAUUGAUAUGAAAAUAAAAUAUAAUGACACAAAUAGCACGAAAGGUUUGUUAAGAGGUUCAGGCUGGUACUGUAUUCAAGCUUUCAGAGCUUUGAAUCAAGCAUUAGGUCGUUGUUUGAGACACGUUCACGACUGGGGAGCCGUGUUGUUGGUGGAUGAGAGAUUCUUAAUGCAGGAAAACAAGCAAUACCUUCCAAAAUGGGUGAAAACAAUGUGGGUCACAGAAAAUGAAUACAAUUUGAAUGAAAAUCUUCAGAAGUUUGUGGCAAGGCAGAAAGCAAGAGAAAAAAAAACUUUAACUUUGGAGAUGUGUAGCACUUAA